AUGGUAUUCGGUUUCUUCGCCCGCAAGGCACAGCCGCCACCAGAGACGGUCCCCCUCCCGCCCUCCCCCACCGCAUCCACAUCCGUUAAUGUGAACCCCUCACCACCCUCCAAGGUAGAGAAGAAUGUUCAGCUCCGCACACCCUCGCCAUCUGUUGAGUCUGCCUCGGUCGCAAAGGUGCGCUCCGCGUCCCCAAGCACAAAGAUUGCCCGGCUCUCCAUCGAAGAGCGCCAGGCCUCCCCCACCCGUCGAGGCUCCCUUCCAGGACCAAACCCUUUCACCGCGAUCGCGCCCAACCCCGCCUUCGUGCCUCCCGAGCCGACCGUCGAGUCCCUCACCACGCACAUCGCCGCGAUCCCACCCAAGGUCCUGCACGCGUACGUCCUCGCGCGCAUCCCCAACGUCCCCGAAGACACACUCCCCACCCUCGCCGCGCUCUUCGCUGAGCUCGCGCCCCCGCCGAAGGUGCACUGCGUGCGGUGCCACAAGGACUACGUCGAGGUCGAGAACGACGACCGCAGCUGCCUCGUGCCGCACGACGACGAGAGCGCGGAGGUCGAGCGCGUCGGGACCGCCAGGCGCGCGGGCCGCGUCCCUGGCACGGUCGGGGCGACCUUCGAGACGCUGUGGGGCUGCUGCGGGAAGGUCGUCGAGGGCGACGGCGACCAGGGCCCGCCCGACGGGUGGUGCUACGAGGGCAUGCAUACGACGGACAUCAAGCGUGCGCGGUUCCGCGCGGACUCGACGCCGCACGACGAUAGGCUCGUCUCGUGCCUCCGCCUGAACUGCCACGGGAUCCGCGCGACGAUGCCGCGCGGGGCGCGCUCGGUGCGCAAGCGGCCCCGCAGCGUGAACCUCAAGGAAGCGAGCACGGAGGAGGACGAGAGCGAGGGCGAACCCGACAGCGGCGUGGACGAGAUCGUCGGCAAGACCGCGAGCGCGUCUGGCCGCGGCCGGCCCAAGGGCUCGAAGAACAAAGACAAGGGCAAGGGCAAGGGCAAAGCGCGGGCGACCGCGGCGGACGCGGACGAGGACGAGGACGAACACGACCAGAUGGACGUGGACGAGCCGCAGGCGGAGAGCGCGAGCGUCGCGGGCAGCGUGCGGGGCCGCGGACGGCCCCCGAAGUCCAAGACGCAGCCCCCGGGCAGCGCGGCGAAGCGGCGCGCGCGCGUCAUGGACCCGAGGGUCGUCCCCGGCACGGAUGGCGAGGAUGACGACGACGUGCAGUCCGUGCGGUCUGCGCCGACGGCCGAGGCGCAGAAGCGGCGGGGGCGCGCGCCGAAGAGCAAGGCGACGAUCUCGGACUCGGAUCGCGAGGCGGAAGGGCAUCCGCAUACGCCGGCGAAGAGGGUCAGCGCGGGGAAGCCGCGGACGCGCUCGCUCAGCCGGACGCGGGGCGGGGACGCGAGCGACGCGAGCAUGGGCGCGAGGCCGAAGUCGAAGGCGAGGGCGAGGAAGGUGAAGGAGGCGAACGCGCGGGACGACGCGGAGGCGGCGGAUGGGGACGACGAGAAACCGAAGAAGAGGAGAAGGGUCGUCGACUCUUGA
This is a messenger RNA of Dichomitus squalens LYAD-421 SS1, 1551 nucleotides long. RefSeq lists its product as uncharacterized. Bases 1 to 1551 code for a protein of 516 amino acids. Gene Ontology annotation, molecular function: DNA binding. Lineage: Eukaryota; Fungi; Basidiomycota; Agaricomycetes; Polyporales; Polyporaceae. The transcript has 2 exons. The record is from RefSeq and is a predicted model, not a curated record.